Messenger RNA from Rhagoletis zephyria (snowberry fruit fly), 1032 nucleotides. The record is from RefSeq and is a predicted model, not a curated record. NCBI's taxonomy places the organism in Eukaryota, Metazoa, Arthropoda, Insecta, Diptera, Tephritidae.
AUGAAUUUAUCCAACGAUACCGAACUUGAAGUUAGGUUUGUGACCAAAGAUGAGCAGUAUGCGGUGCCGUCAGUGCCCGUCAACGUCAGCGCUGCAUCCACCGCCGAGGAACUGGACAAUAUCGUCAAGGCGUUCAUUGCCGGUCACAGUGAAGGCGAUGAUUUAGCCAGCACCACUUUGGCAGAUGUGGAGUUUGAUUUCUUGAUCGGCAGCAAACUGCUUCGAAGCUCACUCAAAGAAUGGUUCGAAGCGGAAAAACUCAGCGCAGAGGCUACACUGGAGGUGGAGUACUUUGCCAAAACCAAACCGCCUGAGCCGCACAACUCCUUUCUGCACGAUGACUGGGUCGCCGCAGUGGACACCGUUGACAAUUGGAUUCUUUCCGGGUGCUAUGACGGGACAGUGCACAUCUGGAACGUGGCAACUGGCGAGCACAAAAUUACCAUUCCCGCGCAUACUGCUCCAGUGAAGGCCGUCAAGUGGACCAACUCAGGCAAGAGCAAAAAUGGCCGUGGUCAGUACGGCCUCGUCACAUGUUCUCACGACGAGACUGCGAUGGUGUGGACGUGGGAUGCAAAGUCGAACCAGAUCGAGCACAUUUUCACCUUUAUUGGCCAUUCAAGAUCGGUAGACUGCGCCUCAGUAAAGGGUGAUCUGGUUGCCACGGGCUCAUAUGAUCACAUGCUGAAAAUUUGGUCGCUGGUUGACAGUGACUCCACACAAGGAGAACAUUCAAAUGCGAAAAACAGCAAGCUGAGGUCUCCUGUUAUCACACUGGAAGGACACAAAGAGGCGAUCACUGGCUGUUCGUGGAUGCCGUCGGAAGACGCGUCAGCCAUUUCCAAUGUGACCACUGUUUCACUGGACAACACCAUCAAACUCUGGGACAUCGAAGUGGGANGCGAUCACUGGCUGUUCGUGGAUGCCGUCGGAAGACGCGUCAGCCAUUUCCAAUGUGGCCACUGUUUCACUGGACAACACCAUCAAACUCUGGGACAUCGAAGUGGGCGAAGUGAAGCAAACGCUGACUAG